UUGCUUUGAUAUUUUGGUCACAGAUUCCAAGGGGCGACGGAACAUUUGUGAAGAACCAAAUCGAAGGAGAUUUCUCGACGAAGAUCAAAGCAAGCAGCAGCUAUGGCGGAUCAACUCACCGACGACCAGAUCUCUGAGUUCAAGGAGGCUUUUAGCCUCUUCGACAAGGAUGGCGAUGGCUGCAUAACCACCAAGGAGCUGGGAACAGUGAUGCGCUCUCUCGGGCAGAACCCAACAGAAGCCGAGCUCCAAGACAUGAUCAACGAAGUUGACGCAGACGGGAACGGGACCAUCGACUUCCCGGAAUUUCUAAACCUAAUGGCUCGUAAGAUGAAAGACACGGACUCGGAGGAAGAGCUCAAGGAGGCAUUCAGGGUCUUCGACAAGGACCAGAACGGCUUCAUCUCAGCGGCCGAGCUGCGUCACGUCAUGACCAAUCUGGGGGAGAAGCUUACGGACGAGGAGGUGGACGAGAUGAUCCGUGAGGCUGACGUGGAUGGGGACGGCCAGAUCAACUACGAAGAGUUCGUGAAGAUCAUGAUGGCUAAGUGAUGAAGAACUCAUGACUAUCACAAUAACUCCAAGGUUAUGAUCAUUAUCAAUAUCUCUAAAUGGAUUCCACUGGUUUUGUUUAGGGAGUUGUCGAAAGUAUUUGCGUGAAAUGGUCGGAGUGAUUUUGGCUUUUCUAACGGACUUUGAAUUUGGGGUUUAGUAUUUAUGUUUUUUUGUGUUGCUAUGUUUUUUUCUUGGUGCAGAAGAUGAAAUAUUUCGUGUUAUUUUUUAAGCU
This is a messenger RNA of Tarenaya hassleriana, 787 nucleotides long. Its product is annotated as calmodulin-7. The record is from RefSeq and is a predicted model, not a curated record. Gene Ontology annotation, molecular function: enzyme regulator activity; calcium ion binding. NCBI's taxonomy places the organism in Eukaryota, Viridiplantae, Streptophyta, Magnoliopsida, Brassicales, Cleomaceae. The transcript has 2 exons. The coding region runs from base 103 to 552 and encodes 149 amino acids.